UUCUCUUUAACCUCUCACCAUGAAACUUCAGACAAACUAAAAAACACAAAAACAAAACUAAAACUCGUGUUUUUUCAGAUCUUUUAACAAAAGAUGGUGUCAGUGGAAGAUCCGUUACCUCACUCGAACUCAACCCGGUUCCCGUUAACAACCGACUUCUACGGCUCAUCAUCUCCCUCUGCUGCCAAGAUCCACCGUCAAGUCGGCAGAUCGAUGAGAACAGUGAGAUCCAACUUCUACCAAAGCGGAGACCAAUCUUGCUCCUUCGUCACCGACAAAUCUGGCUACGCCUCGGAGUAUCUCUCCGACUCCGUCGUCGACGCGAGACUCGGCGAGCUCGCGUUAAAGAACAGUAACUCACUCCACUCAGUCUCCUCCUCUUCCAAAGAAGAAGCGUUUCUCGACAUCUCUCAGGCGUUUAGUGACUUCUCCGCUUGUAGCAGCGAUAUAUCCGGGGAGCUUCACCGUCUCGCUUGCUUACCGUCUCCAGGGACGGAGAGAGGAGUUGGAGAAAGAGAAGAAGAAGAAGAUGAAGAAGAGCCGUGUCUAGGGUUUCUGGAGAGGGAACACUUCUCCACGGAGAUUAUUGAUUGUAUUUCUCCGGAAGAUCUUCAGCCUACGGUGAAGUUAUGUAUCGACGGGCUGAGAUCGUGUUCCGUUGCGAUUAAACGUUCUGCAGCGGCGAAGCUGAGGCUUUUGGCUAAGAAUAGAGCGGAUAACCGUGUGUUGAUUGGAGAGUCUGGAGCUAUUCAAGGUUUGAUUCCGCUGCUUCGUUGUAACGACCCGUGGACGCAGGAGCAUGCUGUUACAGCUCUGUUGAAUCUUUCUUUACACGACCAGAACAAGGCUGUUAUUGCAGCGGGGGGAGCGAUUAAGUCUCUUGUGUGGGUGCUCAAGACAGGGACGGAGACUUCUAAGCAGAACGCUGCUUGCGCGUUGCUUAGUCUUGCUCUGGUUGAGGAGAACAAGAACUCUAUUGGAGCUUGCGGCGCGAUUCCGCCGCUUGUUUCUUUGCUGUUGAACGGGUCUUGUAGAGGGAAGAAGGAUGCGUUGACGACGCUUUACAAGCUUUGCACGCUUCAGCAGAACAAGGAGAGAGCGGUUACUGCGGGGGCGGUGAAGCCUUUGGUGGAUCUUGUGGCGGAGGAAGGGACUGGGAUGGCGGAGAAGGCGAUGGUGGUUUUGAGCAGCCUUGCGGCGAUUGAGGAAGGUAGGGAGGCGAUUGUUGAAGAAGGUGGGAUUGUUGCGCUUGUGGAGGCUAUUGAGGAUGGUUCGGUGAAAGGGAAAGAGUUUGCGGUUUUGACGUUGUUGCAGCUUUGUGGUGAUAAUGUUAGGAACCGUGGGUUGCUUGUGAGGGAAGGUGCUAUUCCUCCUCUUGUUGGUCUUUCUCAGAGCAGCAGCGUCAGCGUCAGAGCUAAACGCAAGGCAGAAAAGCUUUUGGGGUAUCUAAGGGAGCCAAGGAAGGAGGGAAGUUCAUCAUCAAGCCCUUGUAAUGGAUUUUGAAUGGUUCCCUUGAAUGAAACCUUAUAUGGACGUUUCCAUCAGUCUAGUAUGUUGUAUAUAGUGAGUGUAUGUUUGGUGGUUUUGUAUAACAUCUUUUAUUAUGUAGACUAUUAAAAGGAAGAUCAAAUGAGUCCUCAGCAAACGUUUUGACUGAUUUUUGAUCUUUUCUUUGUAUUGAUGAUGUUAAGCUAGUAGUUUUUAUGUGAGUGCUAUUUGGAUUACAAGUCUAGCAUUCAGGUUUUUUUUGGUUGGUGUGAGGAGUGAAAUUUGCUGAUUUUUAAGGCAAAAAGCUUGUAGCUUUGUCGCAAAAUGCUUGUUCAAAUGUUUAAGAGCAAAGCAAUUUUAAUCAAUGUAUUUUGUUCAAUUAUUUUUAUCUCUUAUCUGAAUCAAUUAUUGUUUGGAUCUUUGAGUGUUGUUUGUGGAUCCGUGUCUGUGUAUGUGGACAAACGGUGGAUAUGGUACAAGAUUUUUGUUGCUGGCA
This is a messenger RNA of Eruca vesicaria subsp. sativa (arugula), 1984 nucleotides long. NCBI's taxonomy places the organism in Eukaryota, Viridiplantae, Streptophyta, Magnoliopsida, Brassicales, Brassicaceae. The record is from the annotation of a GenBank genome assembly.